GCCACCCCGGCCCCGUUUGGCUCUCCAGCCCACAGAACACACGCCCUCGCCCGUCCACGCCUCCUGCCGGAUCAGGCCAGUCCUCUCGCGCUUUGUCCGGACGCCUCGGCCGCUCGUUGACGACCCGCCUGUUGCGAGGACCCCUGUGUUCUCGCCUUAUAUCCGGUGAUUCAGAUUACUAUGAUACAUCUCGAUCGCAGUCACUCCUCUGCUAUCGCUGGGCACGCAAAGUCUAACUUGAUUCUGGCGGAUCCACCCCAUGCUGAUCAGCAUUCCAUCCUGUCUUGGUCCCCGUCCACCCACACCGACACACCAUUCUAUCACGACCCCCAGGAACCAUUCACCCUGACAAGCGACGCACCGAAGCACACAAUAACGUCUGAUCCAGCCCCAGCACAAAAGCAAGACCAACCGGUCCCGGCAACAACCAAUCACGGCCCCAUCACUCCAGGCGAUGCAGAAGAGCCCAAGUUGCCAGAGCCGUCGCCCUCAAGUCCUGCAGGCACACGCUCUCCAGUCGCCGAGACGUCGUCCUCUCUCAGCCCACCACCAGACGCUGCGACACCCAGCGCAGUAGUAGAUCCAGGAGCGACUGCUGAAAAGCCUCCGGCCAGUGCAGGCGAGGCGGCAGCAGGAGGGACAGAAGCGCCGACGGAGGUGGACGAAGGGAACUUCGCGGAGGAGGUCGAGAAGGCUUCGCGUGCUCCACACCACUCAGUGAGCUUUCUUCUGCUCCCGAUGACGAGGAAGAGGACAGGACAAAGGAAGGAGGCGCGUCCGUUGGCGGACCAUCUCCGGGCGGCCACAAGGAGACACACGAGGCUGAUGGUCCGAACAAGAGUGCCCCGGAGGGAGCAACAAGCAAGGGCCAUGCAUCGGCUGCGUCUAACGCACAAUCCCCACGCGAAGCUCCGCCUGAGGCAUCAUCGUCCCAUUCGAAUCCCGCCAAAUCAGCUUCCUACGCCAGAGGAUCGUCGAUCAUCCAUUCUUCAUCGUCAUCGGUCUCGAGUCCCUUCUCCCAGCCAGAUAUCGCAUCCUUGGGAAACGAUGUCACGUUCCCGAACCAUGUCCCCAACCUCACGGCCUCCGCCGGCGCGAAACUCGAUCCCAAGGUCGUCACCAUUCUAGAACUCAACAACCAGUUGCUGAGGUAUCCGUAUUUCCUAUACCACUCAACCCAAAUGCUCACUGCGCCAUAGCGCGAUGGCAGCUUUCCUCAGCCGUGGUUACUCCAGCGACAAUCCAUUACUUUAUCAGUACGUUUAUCCACUCGGUGGUAAUGCACCUUCGCUAACGACGCAUUCUUAGGUACGGAGCGCAUGUUCAAUCGAAUCUUACCUGGCUGGCAGCGGCUGCAGAUGCGAAUGUGAAGGUGUGUAGCCCGAUUCCUUGACUUCGGCUCAGGCUAAUA
Messenger RNA from Fomitopsis serialis, 1411 nucleotides. RefSeq lists its product as uncharacterized. The record is from RefSeq and is a predicted model, not a curated record. NCBI's taxonomy places the organism in Eukaryota, Fungi, Basidiomycota, Agaricomycetes, Polyporales, Fomitopsidaceae. The transcript has a single exon. The coding region runs from base 181 to 1128 and encodes 315 amino acids.